Molecule: messenger RNA, 3513 nt
Organism: Corythoichthys intestinalis (scribbled pipefish)
Lineage: Eukaryota; Metazoa; Chordata; Actinopteri; Syngnathiformes; Syngnathidae
Product: ribonuclease P protein subunit p25-like protein
Exons: 1
Coding region: 1901-2506 (201 amino acids)
Biological process (GO): tRNA 5'-leader removal
Cellular component (GO): ribonuclease MRP complex
Molecular function (GO): RNA binding
Source: RefSeq, a predicted model, not a curated record
CUAGCUUCAAGUUGCUUCAGUUUCUCGCUGCGUAUCUUUCUUAUAAUCUUGUCGUACAUGUCAGCGUGUCUUGUUUGGUAAUAUCGCCUCACAUUGAACUCUUUAAAAACAGCGACUGUCUCUUUGUAAAUGAGGCAGACACAGUUGUUGGUCAUUUUAGUGAAGAAGUAGUCCAAUUUCCACCUAUCCUUCAAGUGUCGGCCGUCGUAGUCAACUUUUUGUUGUUGUUGAUUGUUGCCAUUUUAGAAAAUUGGAAGUCAAGCGUCACACGGGGUAAUGUUGCUUAGAGUGCUGCUGCUUUUUAGUGGGUAAAUGAGGAGCAGCAUUUAGUGUGUAAGCUACUUCAUUUUCUGGUAGCAGUACUGCUGACCAAUUUAUUAAGUUGCUGUGCGGGCCAGACGUUAUUGAUGUUAUGACAGAGGCUGAGGGCCGGAGGAUAUUUGACCAUGGGUUGCAUUUGGCCCCCGGGCCGCACUUUGGACAGGCCUGAAUUAAUGUGUAAGCUACUUCAUACGCUGGUAGCAGUACUGCUGACCAAUUUAUUAAGUCUGUGUGCGGGCCAGACGUUAUUGAUCUUAUGACAGAGGCUGGGGGCCGGAUGAAAUUUGACCACGGUCCGCAUUUGGCCCCUGGGCUGCAUUUUGGACAUGUCUGGUGUAAGCGCACUUCUUUGCAACACUUGAGCAGGUCUUCCAUUAGGCAAAACUAUUGCUUUUGUCCACUGGCUUUGCCAAAAUCACUGAAAACUGAAAGUCAUCAUGUGUGGCUUUAAGGUAGUUAAUGCAAAUAAAAUUGGCUUGUUUUGUGAAAACACUUUUUAAAAAAUCAUCAAUGAAGUUGUGUUUUUUUAUGAGUAAGACAUAAUCCUAAUUGUUAUGUGCUAUGAUGUGCAUAAUUUCAAAUGAACAAAAAUCUAUACCAGAACUAUACACGACCUUCAAAUACAAAUGAAAUAUUCCAUAUCAUACUUGCUUUUAUUUAAAAAACAAUGGAAAUCACAAGAGUGUGCUCAUUGCUCAUAUCAGCAAAUAACAGGAGAUGCAUCCCAUCCCGUGAGGCAGAAAGGAAACAUUAUAACACCAUUGUGCUUCCAUAUGAGCCCUGCAGCUGCCUCCCCAAUGUACCCCCGCUAACAUUGUUGGCAUCUGCGAACAAACCUGUUUUGUUGGUUUCACAAAAGAAGAAAAAGUGAUAGCUGCUCCAAGGUUUAAAUGUUCUCAUUGAUUUACAAGACUCGCUUUUUCUGGGUUAGCCCAGCAGGCGACUGAAUGAGUGAAUGACUGAGUAACUGACUAAAAGGAGGACAAAUGUCUGAAUUACCCCAAAGGAAGACAUUUCUUAAAUACCAUAUGGCUCUCUGUAAAUAGUGCAAUGGACACAAAAAAGCAUUAAGGAUGGCACACACACUAAUUUCAUAGAAUGGGAACAUGAAAACAUUUGUAAAAUGGUCAAUCAUUGGAGAUUGAAAAAAUUCCAACCGUAUGCCUCAUUGCAUCUUGUUAAAUUGUGUGUAUUCAAGCAAACACACUGAAGCUUCAGGGUCUCACAAAACUUUCCUUGCAAACCCAACAAACAACGUUAAUGACGGAAUUCAGCCAAACAAAAUGUUGCGUGUGCCUUUAAGAGCUCUUUGUACUACUGUACUGUUUGAGCCUAGUGAGUUUGUGGGCAUCAGCUGUCCUCCAUGCUUUACAGCGCAAUGACAUCUUUUCCAUCACGUCAGAGGGAUUAGACGAAGAAUCCUCCAUUUUCAAUGUCAUUUGUGCUUUCUGGACAGGCAGAAGACAAGGUUUGGAUUUGUGAAACUGAUCACUUUUGAAGAACUUUGCAGGAAAACACACCUUUUAUUCAAAACUGCAGACUGGCAGAAGGAAUUGUUUUUUGGAACACUUUUUAAACAAUGACAGAACCUACUUCUCAAACGGUGUGUCCAAGUACUUCACUCAACUCUGCCAUCCAGUCUUUAUCUCCUAUGCCCUAUCAGAACAAUUUAAGGGAAGUGAAGCAAACAGAAGACAGCGAUCCCUUUCCUAUUCCAGGACUUGCAGCAGACUUUCUCCACAUGAGAGUGAAAGAAGGAAGCAAGAUCCGCAAUCUACUGCGGUUCGCAAUCGCUCGGAUGCAAGGAGAAGGGAAAGAAAUCCACGGGCAGCCGCAGAGGCAGGUGGUCUUCACAGGCUCGGACAGAGGUGUCACCAAGACCAUCACCUGUGUGGAGAUCCUCAAACGUAAAGUGGAAGGACUCCACCAGGUAUCCAAGCUCUACUACAAGACCAUGAAUGAGGUUUGGGAAGGAUCACUACACAGUGCACCAGGUAUAACCAUUCAGAGGACAGUACCUGCCAUCUGUAUUCUGCUCUCCAAAGACCCACUCAACCCUCAGGAGCCUGGAUAUCAGCCCCCCGAGUCAACCAGCACUCCCACAGAUAGCACAUGGAUAUGCAAAACCUCGCUCAGACCGCCUCAGUGCCCAACAUCAGCUAAGAGACACUGCCUGGAAAAGUAAAAAAAAAAAAUCUGCUCAUGAUCUUGCAAAUUACCUCCAAAUAGAUUUCUCUACUAUACCCACUCUGGUGGCACAAAGGUAAAUUUGAAUCGAUAUCAAGAAACAGAACUGGGGAAUAGGUAUGGGGGUACCCAAAAAGGUGGUUUGGACGUUUUUAAUUCCCUUCAUUUUCACGAAUGCCGCAAAGUCGGUCGAGAUGAACUGAGGCCCGUGAUCAGUAGCGAUAACGUCAGACACAUCCCAGCGGGCAAACGGAGGAAAGGAAGUCCGUGACAACCUUGAGUUAGGCUCAGGACUAUAAUUAUUGGGGCAUGAGUUCAAUUUUCAGAUGCAAGGAGUAGAAAUGUCAUCAGUUUUUACAGUUUAAUAUACAUGUUUCCUUAAUUUGUAUGUGUGAACUUUAAUUCUAUGUCGUGUUGAUGACCAAUAAACGUCUGUGAAAGGAACUUGAGUCUCAUAUGCCAUCAAAAUGCACGUGUACACGCAUGCACAAAUGUAUGCACGCACGCGACGAUAAAACGCAGCCGUGAAAAUUACCGCCUUCAUUUUUAUUUACCGUGCGAUAAAUGGACUCAUUGCAUAACGUGAUAGGCUUAGCAACUUCAAUAAAACAUGUCGUUAGUUAAUUAGAUGGACUUACAAACUGGGUGACGGCGCUUUAGGUGUUCAUUAACGGUCGACGUGAAGCCAAGCUUGGCAUUGAAGAGAUAGGACGACAGUGAACCCUCCUUUGUUUCGUUGAAAUAAGUCAAGGUUUUGGCCACUCUGCAGCGCUUUUUUGGCUUUGUGCCGCUUUCCCUGCUUGCAUACCAAGGGUCCGACAUUAAAACAAUCUCAUAAUCCCCCCCCUAAAAAUUUUCUCCUCGGAUCUACACAGUUCACGUAGGUCACCCUUUUUGACUACAAAACAGCGAAUUUCGCCGAAAGGUGAGAGAUUUUCAUGUCUGAAACAGAUUUUAAUUUCCCGCUUCAGGGCACCUACAUGGUGUAGCCUUGAGUGCGCCAGA